AUGGCCGCCGGCGGGAGCCGCGCCGUCCUGGGGCUGUGGCUGCUGGCGGCGGGGCUGUGCGGCGCGGUGGCGGCGGGCAGGUCCCCCAGCUGCCACGAAGUGCGGACGGCGUUCCAGCUGCGGCAGAUCGGGCCCCUCAAGCUGGUCCCCGACGUGCCCACGGCCGAGUCAGAUUUACAGAUCUGCCAACACAGAGCACCAACAUGUUGCACCAAAAAGAUGGAAGAAAGCUACCAGGCAGCUGUUCGGAGGGAGAGGGCUCAGAGCAUCCAGGCCCUGAACUUUGAGCUGAAGUACAUGAUUGUUGGUCACAUCACAGCUUUUCAAGAGGCCUUUGAGUCUUUGCUUCGUUUUGCUGAGAACCACACAAGUUCCCUGUUUGAGAGAGCUUACAGACCUAUGGCUAAAGAAGCAGCAGAGCCCGUUAAGGAGCUUUUUACAGACAUCUCUCUCUACAUUCUGGGCGCAGAGACCACCGUGGAAAGUGCAGUUCUGCGGUUCUUUGACAGCCUCUUUCCUCUGGUGUACAGCCGGCUCAUAAACCCAGGGAUUACAGAUCUGUCAGAGGACUACACGGAGUGUCUGCGGCUUACAAGGCAAGACAUCAAUCCUUUUGGACACUAUUCUAAAAACAUGGUUACAGAGCUGUCCAAAUCUCUUUGGGCCAGCAGGAUGCUGAGCCGGGCCCUGAGCCUGGGCAUCGAGGUGAUCAACAGCACGGAGCACGCGGCUCUGAGCAAGGAGUGCAGCAGGGCGCUGGUGAGGAUGCAGUACUGCCCGCACUGCCAGGGGCUGACCCUCAUCAGGCCCUGCGUGGGAUACUGCCUCAAUGUCAUGAGGGGCUGCCUGGCCAGCGUGGCAGAGCUGGAUGCUCCGUGGAGGGAGUUCAUCUCCACGCUGGAAUACCUGACUAAUGAAAUGGCAGCCUCGCAGGAGCUGGAAAGGGCCCUGGCGGGGAUCUGGAGCUCCAUCAACGAGGCCAUCCUGCACGCACAGCUCAAUGGACCGCAGCUCUCCGCCACGGUUGAUAAAGUGUGUGGACAGCCCAAACAGCAAGAAGGGAACCUGUCAUCAGCCAGUAUUGUGCCAGUGAAGGAGGUGACUGGAGCCCAGACAUUUGUGAUGGCUCACACCAGCCUGAGCAGCAGGAGAAGUUCUCUGCCUCUGAAAGCUUCAAAGAAUGACAAAUCAAGAAGUUUGAAAAAAAUCUCUCGAGAGUUCAUCAAUUACAUGAAGAGGUCCAGAACCUUCUAUGCCUCCAUAGCAGAAAGGCUUUGUGAUGGAGACCUGGUGAUGAGAGACAGCUCAACCUGCUGGAAUGGAGAGGAUGUUGUGGAAAGUUAUACCAGCAGAGUUGUUUCCAAUGGACUGAAGGCACAAAUUAAUAAUCCAGAACUGAAAGUCAGAGGAUUGGACCCACUCAUCAAAAAUUUAAUUGAUAAACUUCAGCACUUUAAUCAAGUGGAUGCUGAGAAGGCCAAGUUGAAGCUGGAGAGAUGGGGUCCCCGGGAUGCUGGCAGUGGGGCUGGAAGGAGUGAGGAGAUGGAGUCCAGUGGAGACUGUGAUGAUGAGGAUGGCUGCCAAGGAUCUGGGGACAGGAUGCACACAGCAGAUAUACUCAAGGACAAGAAAACCCAUGCAGAAAACAGAAAUGAACCAAAACCAACCGUGAAAAAGAUUGACACCACAACCACCACAAGCACUGUCAAGUCAUCCUCCAAGCACAGCGUGACUGGCACUGGGAGCAGCCCAGCCCUCAGCCCCUCCCUUGCUCUUCUGGCAGCACUAGCAGCUCUGUGGCACUGUCCCCUGUAGCUGCACUGCCCUGCAGUGCUAGUGCUCCUGCUCUGUCAUUGAUACCUGCAGCCUUACCCACUGGAAACAAAUGGAAAUGGCUCUCUAGUUGAUGUGAUUUGUUAGGAUAAAUAAGAAGUGAAAUGCUGGAGUGGGCAGAUACCAAGUGUCAUGAAGAUAGCUUUUGGCAAAGCCACCCAAGGUACAGCGAGGAUGAUCACAAGGGUCUGUGUAGCUUAAGUUAUGGGGUAGAAAUAACUGAAAACCCAGAAAUUGUCUAUGUGUGUGUUAAUGUUUUCAUCAGUUUCGUUUGCUAGAAUCUGACUGGCUGUUGUUUGUUUAAUUUUUCUGGUAAGUUAUAUGAAUGGUCAGUCUUCAAAUUCAAGGCAAUCCUUUCUUUGUUUUUUUAAGUGAGCAGCUAACAAGCUGUGCUACAGUUCAUGGAAUGUUAUGGGGUUGGGAUGGACCUUAAAGAUUAUCGAGUCCCAGCCCCCCUGCCAUGGCAGGGACCCCUCCCACCAGCCCAGGUACCAGGUUGCUCCCCUGUAGGGGGAAGUGCUCUCUACCGGCUUGAUGAAAUUCCUGAGUGGUCAAGAAGAUCAAAGCAUGUUUGAAACUUCUUUUCACUCUUAUUGUUUAGAUUGUAGGAAGCAACAUAAAAACAUAUGGUGUGUCUAAUAUAUCAGUAUAGUUGCCUUAACUGUGGAAAAAAAUAGAACCACUUUGUUUACUGAGAGACAUAGAUAGUGAGUUUCCCUGCCCCACAAAAUGUCAUUACCAGAUGCUUAAGCAUAUGCUCAAGGCUUAUUGGAUGAAUGUCCAGCAAAGGGAAACAUAAAUAAAUGUAAUAAUGUUUUAUCCACCUAAAUGCAGCUCUGUAUAGAAAAAAUAAAAAAAAACAAAAAAGAAAAAAAAGGUAAUUCAGUUCAAACUUACUUUACCUAUGAGAUGUUACAUAGAAACCAACUUAAGUUUUCCAUAAAGGUCCCAGAAAUAUAAAUUAUUGGGAACUCCCAUUAGACACUAACUAGAUUUUGUGCAUUAUGGAUCUCUGAAAUCAACUGUUUCAUAAACUGUGUAUUAUUUAAUUACAUUUAAUGUUUAAAAUUUUGUAUCACGUUAGGUGUAAAUGUAAAACAUUCUGAAAUCUAGAACAUUCUCUGUUAUGCUUCAUCUUGAUUGCUACCCUAGAAAAUGUCAAAUGUGCAUUAUAUUACAAGGCUAUUUUUCUUAAGUCAAUGAUACAUUGAUGCAUUUUAACUUUUUGGAUGAAAAAGUACUAGAAUAACUUCUAAUGGGUUAAGAGUUAAUGUGUGUUUUCCAACAACUGUUUACAGUGCCAUUGAAUAUAUGUAUACAAACACAACUGUAUGAAUACAGUGAUUAAUAUGAUAAAUAUAUGAAACAUUAGAAUUGUUAUAUUUACUAUAUUUCAUAACUAUUACAACUGUUUAAUGGCCAUUUUCAUGUUGUAGACUAUUCUUAUGUACAGUUUUGUAAGAUUUAAUGUAAAACACUUGCCUUUGGUUUUUGUAAAACAUCUCUUUGAUACUUGGCGUUACCCAGUCACUGAGAUUACUGAAGAGAAGAGCCCUGUGUCUCACUAACCAGCUUCAGGAAUUUUAUUGGCAACCUUGGCUAUAGAAGCCUGACUCAAAGGAGGUGCCAUGGCCAGGAUGACUGCUGGGUGUCACCACACAGGAGGUGACAAUAGUACAGAACAAGCAGACAGUAAGUGAACAAAGGUUUACUACACUUGCACAUUUCCAGACAGUAUCAGUGAACAUGUCUAGUUAUGUUUCCAAAGUGGGGCUUUAGUUUCAUUUCCAGUUUUGGUUCCUAGGUCAUAUUUACAACAUAAAGGUAUGAUCAGAACCGUGGAUACACCCAGCUGCAAAGGCAGCAUUUCUAAAGUGGCAGCAGCUAAAUUUUCUAAAAGAUAACUCAAUUUUAAUGUUGAAAUGAAACAAAAUGGAGAAUAUACCUACAUUAACAUCAAGUAUUUUAUAUUUUAACUCUGAUUUUUCACAACAGAAGGGUUAUUCAUAUCCCUAAGGAGUGCUUCCCAGUCCUAUCAGUGAAAAUCAGUUUCCCACAAGUAUUUAAAUGGCUGUCCUGUGUUUUCCAGGGUUUGUGAGCUGCACCAGUCUAUGGAACCAUAAUUAAAAAUGCUGCUUCUUGUAUUCAUUUUCGGUGCCCUUUGGAAAAGUUCUGUUUUACCUAUGCAGGUCCCAUCAUUUGUGCACUGGAAGAACUCUGUAAUGCCUGGCACUCUUAUGAAUCCUGCACUGUGAUGGCUGAGUCAGACAGGAACUCUCUGUGCACAAACAGAAAGGUCCCCUGGGUGCUCACACUCACCCCCUGCCCCACCAAGCUUCACUGGAGCGAUCCCUGUCUGAUGCUUGUCAGCCCAACUGCUGAUUUAGUGUUCUCACACUUACAGUGCUCAGUCAUCGUUCAGGCUCUGAAAGUGUCCAUCAGGAUUCCUAUGGAUGAGGUUUCAGGGCUGGGCUCCAAUCCUGCCAGAUGUCAGCUGUGCAGUUGGGAGUUUUUUCAGAUUUUUCUCACCUGCAGAGAGGGAACCUGAUCAGCCAGAGCCAGGUGUGUUUGUGAGGUCUGGUCUGGAAAAGAUUUAAGCAGCGAUCUCACAGCCACAUGCUCAGCUGCAGCAGAGGGAGCUGCAGAAACCCCACAGGAGGCAAGUAUGCAAUAAUUCACCCAGGGAGCUAUUUGUUGUUGUAAAUGUCAUAAUUUUGCUAAACAGAAACCUCUGAAAAAUCAAGGGUUUGGAUUUGGGGAUUGGUUGGUGAAUAUUUGUAUUCAUCUCUCAAGCUAAACAAGAAAACCCUUUAAAAGUUUCUGUAGCAAAACACAACAAGAUCAAAUCAUGGGGUGAGGUAGAAUCAACUCAAUCCCAUUGGACUCAAACAACGAUAGAGCUUGCUGCAGAAUGAGGGAAGAGGGCUCUACAUCAAUUAAUACAUUUCAUGCAAAAACACUUCUACACUGUAAGAAGAGAACUGGUCAAACCAGCGUGAAACAUGUUCACAAUGAGCAUCAAAAAUUGUGCCAUUUGAAAUGGCAAUGCAGUUUAUUUUUACUGGUGGUUUAUGAUAUUUUCCCCUUCUGGAUCAGUUGCAUUUACAUUUUUACAAACAAAUGUUUUCCAUCAAAUAAACCAUCUAUACCAGCAAAGGUAAAACCACUAGCUGGGUCAGAUAAAGGAAGCAUUCAUUUUCAGAUGAAUUAGAUACCUGCUUUACAAAGUCUUAGUUUGUUACCCAGGACACUGUAAUUAUGAUGUAAUUACAAAGGUCUAAAUUCAAAAUACUUUUGAACUUGUCUAUGUAAUCUCAGUGUAAAAUAAGGUACCAGUCUAAGAGCAUUGCUGUAGCCAUGCCUAACAGUUAUGAAUUGUAUUUAGCCACUGCUUUCUGAUUGUUUAUUGUUUUGCUAUGACUUUCUUUGAAUAUUUUGUUGUGCCCACAUUUGUUAAUGCCAGCAUUGGAAAGUAACUGCUGUCAUACAUUUGUGAGUAAAAUCAAUGUACAAUUUU
This is a messenger RNA of Serinus canaria (Common canary), 5350 nucleotides long. Its product is annotated as glypican-5-like. Lineage: Eukaryota; Metazoa; Chordata; Aves; Passeriformes; Fringillidae. Gene Ontology annotation, cellular component: extracellular region; plasma membrane; cell surface. The coding region runs from base 1 to 1815 and encodes 604 amino acids. Gene Ontology annotation, biological process: regulation of protein localization to membrane; positive regulation of canonical Wnt signaling pathway; cell migration. The transcript has 9 exons. The record is from RefSeq and is a predicted model, not a curated record.